This is a messenger RNA of Pseudozyma flocculosa PF-1, 1743 nucleotides long. RefSeq lists its product as uncharacterized. Lineage: Eukaryota; Fungi; Basidiomycota; Ustilaginomycetes; Ustilaginales; Ustilaginaceae. The coding region runs from base 1 to 1743 and encodes 580 amino acids. The record is from RefSeq and is a predicted model, not a curated record. The transcript has 2 exons.
AUGGCAGACGCAAAACCACCCUCGACCACCACAGUGGCAACACCACCCGCACAGCCAGCCCAAGCGGCUCCGGCUGCGGCACCGGCACCGGCACCGGCAACGCCAGCGCCAUCACCAGCGCCAGCCUCGACGACUGCCACGCCAAAACCGCCCCCGCGGCCCGUACCCACCUUCCUCAAGCCGCUCCAGUUCAUGGGCGUGCCCCGCGGCGUACUCACCUGGAAGCCCCGCCUGCCCUCGCGCAACUGGUCCAUCUUCCUCGUCACCGUCGGCACCCUCUCCUACCUCUACUACGACGACCGCAAGCAGUGCCGCCAGAUCCGCCGCGACUACUGCGACAAGGUCAGCCACCUCGCCCACGAGUCGAUGCGCACAAACGACUGGCCCAGAAAGGUCGUCGUAUACACCACAAAGAGCCCCGGCGACGACGACUACGACCAGGCACUCCGCUACUUUAAAAAGUACGUCAAGCCCAUCCUCGUCGCCGCCGCCGUCGACUGGGAGGUGACCAACGGCACAAAGCACGGCGGCCUCGCACGAGAGCUCCAGGCCCGCUUCCAGGAACGCCGCCGCAAGCUCCUCGGCCUCGAGCCCUGGGACGCCACCGCAUCGGACCCAAACAUGCCCCACAGCCCCUUUGCACUCACCCCGCAGCAGCAGCUCCAGCGCGAGAUUGACGGCGGCAUCGUCCUCGUCGGCAGACCGGCCCUCAAGGAGUGGGCAUGGGCGCUCAAAAACGGCUGGGGAACGCCGCUCGAGGUCGUCAAGCGCGACCGCGACCAGGAGAUUGCCGCCGAGCUCGCAGAGGACCACGCCUUUGACGAGCUGCCUGUCGGUGAAGACGAGCAGCAGCGGCAGCAGCAGCAGGGCGACGGCGGGCUGGCCGAUGCGGCCAGUCCCAAGCCCAAGACCGAGGCCGAGGUGCGCGCCGCCAAGAUGGACGCGCGCCUGCUCGAGCCGCCGGCGCAGAUCCCGGCGCAGCCGCCCAUCUGCUUUGUCGACUUCACCAACCUGGUCGGGUGGCGCAACAUCCCGCUGCGGAUGUACAACUUUUUCCGCGUGCGCGACAAGGUGCGCGCCGGCGCCGAGCUCGGACUGACGAUCGUGUACGGGACAAAGGAGACGGCGCGCGACUUCCAAGCCGGUCCUUCGCCAGCCUCAGCCUCGGCCGGGUUGGCUGGUGGUGGUGGCGAGGUGAGCGACGUUCCGCCGCAGGGGGGCGAUUUGGACUGGGGACUCGAGAGCGAAGAGCGGUACGCGCCCUACUUCCUCAAGACCGCAGACAACAUCGACGAGUCGCGCAGGGCGUACUACAAGGCGUUGCCGACGCACCUCAAGGAUGCGCGCGACCUCGCUCGGGGGGUGCGCGAACCGUCGAGGCUGGAACGCAACGAUCCGCCCAAGACGGAGGCGGAGCUGCGGGAGCAGAGGCUCAAGAAGGAGGUCGGGUGGCGCAACAACCUGAUGGGCUUCGACAUUAUUCGACCGGAGCGCGGCGUCGAGUGGGACGAGAGGUGGCGUGGAUCGAUCCGCGUUUUCACGCUCGACGACGAGAGGAGGAGGGUCAUUGAUGCCGAACAGCAAGAGAGGAGGGAGAGGCAGCAGAGGGAAGGGAGCAGCGGCGCUGUUAAGGGCAAGGGCAAGGGGGUGGAAGUGGAUGUGGUGGUGGAUGAAGAGUUGAAGGGUUCCAAACCGGCUCAGGUGGUCGAAGAGUCGCAGAGUAGGUGGUGGAAGCUCUUCUGA